Molecule: messenger RNA, 624 nt
Organism: Rhagoletis pomonella (apple maggot)
Lineage: Eukaryota; Metazoa; Arthropoda; Insecta; Diptera; Tephritidae
Product: sodium-coupled monocarboxylate transporter 1-like
Exons: 3
Coding region: 1-624 (207 amino acids)
Biological process (GO): transmembrane transport; sodium ion transport
Cellular component (GO): membrane
Molecular function (GO): symporter activity
Source: RefSeq, a predicted model, not a curated record
AUGUCAACCGCAAACGGUACACUCGACGUGAUCGACGUCAACAAAUUCGGUCAAUUCACUUUCGACAAAAUCGAUUAUUUCGUUUUCACAACCAUGUUAAGCGCCUCGCUGCUAAUUGGCAUUUAUUUCGCUUUUUUCGGGCAUGGCGCGGAUAAUACGGAAGAAUAUUUACUCGGCGGUAAACGCAUGAAAACGAUACCGAUCGCCAUUUCGCUGAUUGCGAGUCAAUUGUCGGCGAUUUCGAUUAUGACAAUCCCCGCUGAGAUGUAUUCGUUUGGUAUGAACUGGUGUUUCAAUGUCGUCACAAUGAUAUUAAUUGUACCGUUACUUUGCUGGGUCAUUAUACCUGUGUUCUACAAUAAUAAUCUUUCGAAUUGUUAUGAGUACUUGGAGUUGCGCUUCAAUCGUGGAACACGGCAACUACUAACUUUUGGCUUUAUGUUUACUUUGUUUCUAAUGCUGCCGGUUAUCUUAUUCAUACCCUCUCUAGCUUUUUCACAAGGUUUGUAUAUGCAUAUGUAUGUAAAUAUUAACAUUUUUCUAAUGCCGCAUUUCCACUAUGCAUUGAAUGGAAAAAUUUCUAACGAAAAAAGUUGUUUAACAAAAAAUACCGGUAUCAUAUAG